Mangifera indica (mango) is the source of this 1295-nucleotide messenger RNA. RefSeq lists its product as uncharacterized. The transcript is spliced from 2 exons. The record is from RefSeq and is a predicted model, not a curated record. NCBI's taxonomy places the organism in Eukaryota, Viridiplantae, Streptophyta, Magnoliopsida, Sapindales, Anacardiaceae. Bases 69 to 1037 code for a protein of 322 amino acids.
CUCCCUCUACUACUUUUGAAUUUUCUCCCUUUUCUUUCUUUCUCUCUCUUUUUCUCUAUUUCUUUACUAUGGAAGAGUUGGAUUCUUUGUUUGGUUAUCAAGAGAGUUUUGAUGAACUGAAUCAGAAGCUUCUGUUUACCACAGUUGAACCGGAGACGGUGAAAAUGGAAGUGAGCGAGGAAUUGAGGAAGCAGAAGGAGGAGAUGAAGCAUUUACUCAAGCUUCUCAAGGCUGCUUAUCUAGAAAGAGAUGAAGCUAUAGAUCAAUUGCAAAAACUGCGUACUAAAUUGAUGCAUUCGAAUCCAAUUGAAUUUCAACCCAGCAGUAUUCUUGCUCAUGUCCAACAUGAAAGUUCCCUUGCAGUGGUACCAACAAAAGCAAAUUCCAGCAUAACUGAAUCCAAUAGUCAAUCAGAUACAUAUAAUCCUCAGUUACAUGGAUCAUCUCCUGGAGAUUCCUUCUUGGAUGCGGCUUCAUCCCCAGAUUUCUCCAACAUUAACAUGGCUGAUUCAAGAAGCUUUACUUUUGUUAACCAGCCUUUUGCUCAAGAAUUCAAUUCUUCUAUACCAACAGGAUUAGUGUCAUCAGUUGUAACCAAAACUGAUCCAUUUACUGCAGUGCUUGACAGUCUUGUUAAGGGGAAAACUUUGCCCCCAAAGGGGAGAUUAUUGCAAUCUGUGAUGGAAGCAGGCCCUCUUCUUAAGACCCUUCUCAUCGCUGGCCCGUUGCCGCAGUGGAGAAAUCCUCCUCCUUUGCAACCUUUCAGAAUUCCACCUCUUAUUAAAGGUUCUGAAAACAUUAGCUUUAAUCAGAAACCAGCUGCAAAUUCAAGUUGCGUUGCUCAAAGGUCAUUGAAUUCAUUAUCAUCCCAUCUUCAGAUGUCGUGUGCCUCAUCUCAAAUGUGUUCUACAUCAAUGCUAAAUUUUUCAACAUGUCCUCCUGCUGUUGAUCCUCAGAGUAAUGGGAUGCUCUUAACUGCAGGUGCUUUCAUUAACACUCAAUUAUCAACCAGCAAGCGACAAAGGUUUCACUAUUGAGACUGCAGCCUUGGUUCUGUCUUGUAAAAAAUGAUUUUUAGUGGUUGAGUGGGUCUGAAAUGACAUAGCUUUUUAACUUUAGUUCAUUCAUGGUGUGUCUUCGUACAUUUUGAUGUUACACCAGUCAACAAUGGUGUGUGUAUUAUAAUUUAUAAGGCUGUUUUUUCUCUGCUUAGUGAGAAAGAUUCCCACUUUCAGUUGAAUAAUCAGCAGCAGUACUGAUUCGAAUCAAGAUUUUAUAAUUUAAACUCUUUCAAA